Messenger RNA from Galeopterus variegatus (Sunda flying lemur), 915 nucleotides. RefSeq names its product sulfotransferase family, cytosolic, 1C, member 3 (gene SULT1C3). Lineage: Eukaryota; Metazoa; Chordata; Mammalia; Dermoptera; Cynocephalidae. Gene Ontology annotation, biological process: sulfation. The coding region runs from base 1 to 915 and encodes 304 amino acids. Gene Ontology annotation, cellular component: cytoplasm. Gene Ontology annotation, molecular function: sulfotransferase activity. The record is from RefSeq and is a predicted model, not a curated record. The transcript has 7 exons.
AUGGCACAGAUUGAGAAGAAUUCUCAUACCAUGGAACAGAAUUCAACAGUAUCGAACACUCUGGAAGUGGAUGGAGCUCUUUUGCCAACGCCAUCAAGAGAACUGUGGGAAAAAAUCUGCAACUUUCAAGCCAGGCCUGAUGAUCUUAUUCUGGCAACCUACCCAAAGUCUGGCAUGACCUGGACGCAAGAAAUUUUAGACAUGAUUCAAAAUGAUGGUGAUGUGGCGAAGUGCCAAAGAGCCACUUCUACAGAUAGACACCCUUUCCUUGAAGUAGUGUUUCCCUAUAAAAGAAAACCUGAUUUGGAGAUAGCUCUUGAAAUGCCCUCACCACGGAUGUUAAAAACUCACCUUCAAUCACACCUUGUGCCACCAUCUGUCUGGAAACAAAACUGCAAGAUUAUCUAUGUGGCCAGAAAUGCCAAAGAUUGCCUGGUGUCUUUCUACCACUUUUCCAGGAUGAUCUCAUUACUUCCUGACCCUCAGAGCUUCGACAAAUUUUGUGAAAAGUUCAUGUCAGGAGAAGUGCUUUAUGGGUCCUGGUAUGACCACGUGAAGGGGUGGUGGGCUGCAAAAUACCAACACCGGAUCCUCUACCUCUUCUAUGAAGACAUGAAAAAGAAUCCAAAACGUGAGAUCCACAAGAUGUUGGAAUUCUUGGAGAAAACCUUGUCAGAGGACGUUAUAAAUAAGAUCGUCCACCAUACCUCAUUUGAAGUAAUGAAGGAAAAUCCCAUGGCCAACCAAACUGCUGUUCCUUCCAACAUAUACAAUCACACCAUCUCGCCAUUCAUGAGGAAAGGGAUGCCUGGAGACUGGAAAUACCAUUUCACUGUGGCUAUGAAUGAGAAAUUUGAUGAGCAUUAUAAGAAGAAAAUGGCAGGGACCACACUGACCUUCUGCACAGAGAUCUGA